CUUAGAGACAAAUCCCACCUCUAGUUGAACACGUGACUGUGUGCUGGCGUGAGCUACAAUAACACUGUUUGUUGUGCUCUGUGAUUGCAGUUUUAGCCUCUUUGUUGUUCUUUUUGGCGUGUAGCUGCUCUUAAAGAUGAGGCUGCAAUGUUUGGUGACGGCGCUUUGUCUCAGUGUGGGUGUCAUGGCUGGGAAAUACUCUCGGCAGGUGAACGAGCCCACGCAGAGUGAUGGCGAUGGGCAGACAGCGGAGUUCAGGAUAGCUAAACUCAACCAGGUGUGGGAGAAAGCCAAACGGAUGCAGCUGACAGCAGUGCGACAGGCCGAGCUGCACAGCGACCUAAAGAUUCAGGAAAAAGAUGAGCUGCAGUGGAAAAAAAUGAAGGUGGAAGGCUUGGAUGAGAACGGGGAGAAAGAAGCCCAGCUCAGGCGCAACUUUAACGUGAUCCUGGCCAAGUAUGGCAUGGAUGGGAAACGGGACAUGAGGCCGAUGGAGACCAACUCCCUGAAAGACCACGAGGCCAAAGACGGCGAUGUGUUCGACGAUCCCAAACUGGACAAACUCUGGAACAAGGCCAAGAGCUCUGGGAAGUUCUCUAACGAAGAGCUGCAGAGCUUGAAGAGGGAAUUCCAGCAUCACAAAGACAAGAUCCACGAGUACAACAUCCUGAUGGACACAGUCAGCAGGACCGAGGAAAUUCACAAAAACGUAAUCUCCCCCAUGGAGGGCGACACCAAAGAGCACCUGCUGCAGCAGAAGCACACGGAGCUGAAGGAGAAAAUGAGAGACCUCAACCACGGCUUCGAGCGCCUCCGCAAAAUCAGCCACGAGGGUUUCUCUCAAGACAGCGUGUUUCGGGAGCCGCGUGUGAUUGAACUGUGGGAGGCUGCAAAGAGGGCAAACCUCAGCAAAGAUGAGCUGGAGUCUCUCAAGGAGGAGCUGCAUCACUUUGAGACCAAGGUGGAGAAGCACAGCCACUACCAGGAGCAGCUGGAGUUGUCUCACCAGAAGCUGCGACAUGUUGAGUCUCUGGGAGACAAAGAGCACAUCAGGAGGAGCCAGGAGAAGUACAACACACUCUCCGAGAAGACCAGAGAGAUGGGCUACAAGAUGAAGAAACACAUGCAGGACUUGUCCAAUAAGAUCUCUCGUCAGGGUCUGCAGCACAACGAGCUGUGAGGCUCGGCUCCUGAUCGCCACCACUGGAGGAUCAUGGAACUGCACCCUGCUUGAACUGUGGGAAUCAUUCCCGUCGGCUACUGAAAAAUACGACACGGGAGGUUUUCUUUUUUGCUGUGUGACUGGCUGAAUGAAUGAAUGAUUUAUACAAAGUUUGCAGAUCAGACGGGCAAACUUUCACUUUUUUAGUAAACUGAUCAAAUGAAAUGAGUUACUAAUGAAAUAAUUACUAAAAUUUUCUGUUGUAAUUGUAUGAUAAAUGAAACAAAUGUGGAAAACCAGUUUUGGUACCUAAAGCUGAAAAUGUGGCACUACUCCUUUACUUCUGCCAGAUCUAGUUGGUGAAAUAAGGGCAACAAUGUUGCGUUUUUCUGCAUUUGUCUGUAAUUAAUUGUGAAAAUUAAAUAUUAAGACUGGUGUUUGUGCUGCCGCUACUGUUGGCAGUUGUAGGUCGGUUUAUUGAAAUGAUGCAAAAGUAUUAAAAAUGAUCAAAAA
This is a messenger RNA of Poecilia latipinna (sailfin molly), 1675 nucleotides long. RefSeq names its product low density lipoprotein receptor-related protein associated protein 1 (gene lrpap1). The transcript is spliced from 8 exons. Gene Ontology annotation, cellular component: endosome; endomembrane system; plasma membrane. Gene Ontology annotation, biological process: negative regulation of receptor internalization; negative regulation of very-low-density lipoprotein particle clearance. Gene Ontology annotation, molecular function: very-low-density lipoprotein particle receptor binding; lipase binding; low-density lipoprotein particle receptor binding. The coding region runs from base 137 to 1180 and encodes 347 amino acids. The record is from RefSeq and is a predicted model, not a curated record. NCBI's taxonomy places the organism in Eukaryota, Metazoa, Chordata, Actinopteri, Cyprinodontiformes, Poeciliidae.